CUAUGGAACUCUUCUCCAAGGAUACUGAGGAAUUCCGACGUCUUCGAUCCUCGAAACUGAUGCUGUUUCAGUUCUGCGUGAAGAAGAUGAUGCAAAGUCGCAAUGCGAUUGCUAGGAAGAGGAAUGCCACUCUAGCUAUCCAAGAACACACGCAGCCAUCGACGUCUCGUAGCGCCUCGUCCUCUCAAGCUGGUGGACCUCCCAUUCCUGUUUUUCGGAAGUUAUUGCAUGAAAAGCUUCUCCGCACAGAGAUUCCAGACACUAUGCAAGACGCCAGGGCCAAGAAAGAGGCUUUGGAACUCGAAGCAGGACCUAUGGUCUUACCUCCGCCGUUAUUGUUUCAGUCUUUCGUGAAACGAGUCAUGGUUCGCAUUCAAAAAGACCACUUGGCGGAUCUGGAACUAGCACGUGAAAUGGGCUUACAUCGCGGACCACCACCGAGCGGGACAGCUUUUGAAGGUUUAGUUGGGACUAAAAACACAUUCGCAAAGGGCCAUCCGGCUGCUUUGGUGCAUCAAAAAAGGAUGUCUGGAGCUGCGCAACGAGGUACAACUUCAAAUUCUGAUCCAGGAC
Messenger RNA from Amoebophrya sp. A25, 573 nucleotides. The record is from the annotation of a GenBank genome assembly. Lineage: Eukaryota; Dinophyceae; Syndiniales; Amoebophryaceae.